AUGGAAAUGUUACGCUUAAGCCACAAUAAGUUCAUAGGUGGGAUUCCGCCAUCCAUUGGCAAUCUCACAUAUCUUGGAUAUCUUUUUUUAGCUAACAAUCUGUUAGGAGGGAGCGUUCCCGAUUCCUUCAAUCAAUUGAAAGAACUGAGACAAUUAAGCCUUGGAGGAGAGUUUCCAUCGUUUUCCAGUAACCUUUCAGUGUUGGAAAUGUUAAAUAUUCCACAAAACCAAUUUCAUGGCCACCUACCCACAAACUUAUGUUUGAGCCACCCUCAUCUCAAGGAACUAGCAGUAGAUAUUAAUCGCUUCAGUGGAUUCCUUCCACCAUCGAUAUCAAACUGUUCAGAAUUGCAAAUUUUUGAUGUCUCCGAAAAUUAUUUCAAGGGGCGAAUAAAGAUUGAUUUUGGAAAAUUACAACAACUUAAGUUUUUGAGUCUUGCUCUCAAUAAUUUUGAAAGCAUCCCUAUUGAUAGCAAGAAACUCUUUGAUUCUUUGUCCAACUGUAGCAACUUAGAGCUUUUGGAACUUUCCAAGAUCGGAUUAAUAGGGGUGUUACCGAAUUCGCUUGGGAACUUCUCAUCCAAACUGCAUUACUUAGGGCUUUCUCAAAAUUAUGUCUCAGGCAGUCUCCCUUCAUCUAUAGGCAAUUUGUUUGGCCUGACUCUAAUUAAUCUACAAAUAAACAACUUCACAGGCAUGAUUCCUGAAAGCAUAGGAAAGCUUCAAAACAUGGAAAGACUAUAUCUUGACUUCAAUGCUUUCUCUGGAAUUAUUCCACCAUCUAUAGGAAAUCUGUCAUUCCUAAUUGAACUACAUUUGGGUGCAAACAGAUUGGAAGGCACUAUACCAACGACUUUAAGCAGUUGCAAAAAGUUGUUGGAUCUAGAACUUUAUGAAAAUAACCUCAGCGGAAGUAUACCCAAAGAAGUAUUCCAACUAGCUUCACUUUCCAUUAGGCUAGAUCUGAGUGAAAAUAAUCUGUCUGGAGUAAUUCCACAAGAGAUUGGCAACCUGAAGAUCUUAGGAUAUCUUGAUUUGUCCGAGAAUCGCUUAUCAGGUGAACUCCCAAGUAGUUUUAGCAGCUGCAUCAGCCUUCAAAUACUAAAUCUUUCUAGAAAUUUCUUCCAUGGAUCGAUGCCAGAGGCAUUGCGUUCUUUGAGAGGCCUCGAAUAUGUUAACUUGUCCCAAAAUAACUUUUCUGGGCCUAUCCCAACGUAUUUGCAAAAAAUGGAUUUGAAGUAUCUUGAUCUUUCAUUUAAUAACUUUGAGGGAGAGGUGUCUGUUAAAGGUGUUUUUGCCAACACAAGUAUGAUAUCACUUCUUGGGAACCGUAGACUUUGUGGUGGCAUAGUUGAGCUUCACUUACCCAAAUGCACAACUAGUGACUCCAAAAGAAGUACCAGAAAGCUUUCUGUUCCUGUUGUUGUAGUGAUCUCACUAUCUUCCACUGUUGUAGGUUUAGCUCUGGUGUCAUUUCUCUUCUUUUACUACUGUAAAAAAAGGAAUACGAAUAAACCAUUAGAUAAAAUAUCGACUAAAUCUUUUGAGAAGAUUUCAUAUGGAAGACUUUUCAAAGCAACUGAAGGGUUCUCUCUAGAAAAUCUGAUUGGUACAGGCAGCUUUGCUUCAGUCUACAAAGGAGUCUUUGAUGAAAGUGGCUUAACUGCGGCAAUCAAAGUGCUUAACCUUAAUUGUGGAGUAGGUAUUAGGAGUUUCACAGCCGAGUGUGAAGCCUUGAGAAAUAUUCGCCAUCGCAACCUGUUUGGAGAGUUGGCUGCAUUCAAUACACCAAGUGCUAAAUCUUUCUCAAAGAAUCAAAAUUAUCAAAGAUGUGGCUUGUGCUCUUGA
Molecule: messenger RNA, 1848 nt
Organism: Helianthus annuus (common sunflower)
Lineage: Eukaryota; Viridiplantae; Streptophyta; Magnoliopsida; Asterales; Asteraceae
Product: receptor kinase-like protein Xa21
Exons: 2
Coding region: 1-1848 (615 amino acids)
Biological process (GO): protein phosphorylation
Molecular function (GO): ATP binding; protein binding; protein kinase activity
Source: RefSeq, a predicted model, not a curated record